AUGGCGCUUCCAGGGGUUUGUGAGGACCUUGCAUCGUCUCAAAAUCUCUCAGGAGAGGAUGAUGUGCCGAAUCAAAAAGUGCCCAGCAUCAAGUUGAAAGGUCGGUCGAGUCAAAUGUCGCAAAUGUCCGAUGAGGACGAGAGGCCCAGGAGACGUGGGGCGAGUCACCGAACCAACACCCAAUCUUCGGCCGAACCGGCGCUGGGCUUGGACAAUGUCCACAAUCUCUUAGAGGCCCUCCAGGACAUCCCCAACCAGCUGAAGAAUGUCCAGAAGACCUUGAAAAAGCUGCAGCAGCAAAGCGAGUCUUUACUGAAAGGGCAAGCUGAAAGUAAAGAGAUGCUGAACAGGUUCGAACCGGGUGCAAUGGUGGCGACCGCUGUGCCGAUGUCCGGAAUGGCGGCCAGCAAUAGGCUGUCUCCCACACAUCCCACACCGGGCGGCCUCCCACAACGGCCUGGGUUAGCGCGGCAAGCAUCGCGCGGGCAACUGGAUCAACCAGAUAAGUUGCCGGGAGCUCUACCAACUCCUGGCGGCGAUGGAGGCAUCAUCCGCCGCACCAGCGUAGCCAUCGGGAUGGGAGGCAAUAACUUGCCCUUCUUCGGCAGAUCUGCCGCUGCUCCCGCGCCACAAAUGCAGAUGCAGCCGAUGCAGAUGCAGCCGAUGCAGAUGCAGCCGAUGCCGAUGCCGCAGAUGGUGCCGAUGGCACCGAUGCCGCAGAUGGGCAUGAUGGGCGUGGUGCCCGUCCCUGGCGCUCCCGCGCCACCGGCGCCGGCCACGGGCACGCGACGCGCCAGUCUGGCUUUUGGCUCGGUGCAGGGAGCUCCGGCGCAGCAAUUGGCUCCGGUGAUACAUCAGAUCCCUGCCGCGGUGUUGCCGGCCUUUCAAGAAGGCUCAGACGAGGACGAAGAAGGCUUCUCAGACUCCUCUGAUGAUGAGAAGGGCGGCAAGGGCAGCAAGGGCAGCAAGGAAGAGGAUCCGGACCUGAAAUCGCCCAACCUGAAUGGAGUGCUGAAAAACAGCGGGGGUGAUAGCCCGCCGGAAGCGCAGGUGGGUCCUGUCAGGCCUCCGACGGUGAAGAACGUGCAGCUGAAGGUUGCGGAGGAAAACGAUGACGACGACUCGUUUUCGUCGAGGUCUGGAAGUGAGGUGGGAUCCUUCGCCAACAACUGGACCCUGAAAGCGGCUGCGCCAGAUCAGCUCGCAGAGGCGGGCCGCUUGAGUAGCAUGAGAAGCAGAGCCUGGCAGCAGGAAGAUUUGGGAAGUAUCAUCAACAAGCCAAAAAGCAGGUAUGUGUUGAUGCCCGACUCCUUGUUCAGCUUCUGUUGGAACUGCCUGAUGACGGUGUGCACCCUCAUGUUGGCUGGUGUGAUCCCGAUUCAGCUGACAUACUUCUGGGGUGACACUCUGCCGGGCUGGGAACCGAUUUGGGUUUUGGUGGACAUUUGCCUUGCCAUGGACGUUCUGGUGAGCUUCCUGACCACUCAGCUGGAUCCAAAGACCCUGCAAUUCUUGGGACUGCGCGAGGUGGCCCAUCUCUAUGCGCGGAGUUGGUUAGUCAUCGAUCUGCUGGCCAUGUGGCCUUUAGGCAUCACUGCCGCGCCACAAUCCGCAGGGUACAUCUUCCACAGGUGUUUGAAGUUGCUGAAGCUCCUCAAGCUCCGCUACUGGUUUCCGCGAAUUGAAGAUAUCCUCCAGAGCAGACAACUGUCUGGGCUGAAGAUGUCGGGCGCCAUGCUGCUCUUGGUCCAUGGGUUGGGCUGCUGCUGGUUCAUCGUCCGGCACGAUCUACGAUCCGGCAAUUGGGGCACAGGAGAAGACUAUGUCGCUGACGUCUACUUUGUCGUCAUGGCCUUGACAUCGGUGGGUUUCGGCGAUAUCGUCCCUGUGGGCACAGGUGCCAGACUCUACUGUGUCAUGGUGAUGUUAGCCUCGAGUCUCUUCUCGGGCGUCUUGGUGGCCUUUGUGGCGCAGGCCCUACGCACCGUCUUUGACGAUGAAGUGGAGAAAUAUGUUUGGCAAGCAUCCGAAUUUAUGCGGCACAGGAAGGUCCCGGUCGACCUCCAGAAACGCGUGGAGCAUGGUCUUCGGCAGAAGUUCCAACAGGAACUGAGUUUCUCCGUUGCACCGAAAAUCCUGUCGAACCUCUCACCGUCCAGCCAGAGAGAGCUGGCUUUAGAGCUCUUGAGAUCUGCGGUCAUGAACUUCCCUGUCUUCGAGGAAGCACCUGAAGGCUUCGUCGGACAGCUGGCCUCAGCCUUCACCUGGGUGCAAUCUCUUGCUGGAGAUCUAGUCGUGGAGGAAGGUCAACUGGAAGAGGAGUUGGUCUUCGUCAUCGAAGGUAGCCUCAUGAAGAUUCGCAGUGGCUUUGGACUCAUGAGCAUCGAAGAUUCCGACGACGAGGACGAAGACUCCGUCGAUGGAAUGAAGAAAACUCCGUUCUGUAAAGGUGCUUGGUUCGGUGAACGAUGUCUUUUUCAGGAUGACAGUCUCAGGGACUUCACGGUCAUUACAGAUGUUGACUCUGAACUUGCAGUGCUAUCAGCAGUGGACUACAUGAGGAUACUGAAGUUGUAUCCACGGCUGCACAGGCAGCAUGAAGACCUGGUCACGGCCUUGGAGAAGGGGAAGAUGGACCUUGCAGAUUUGGCCUACAAGGCGCCAACAGCCCAGGAAAACUAUGUGACAGGUGGGGCUCCCGUUCGCGCCUUCGGUUGGUUGAUGUUUGCUGGUGCUCCAAAGCACUCGAGGCGUGUUUCAAAAAGGGCAAACAUCGAUGAGACCGCAGGUGGCUGGGCGGCUGCGGGCUGUGAGGAUUUCGGGUGCCGUGACGGUGCCAUGACGCUCUGUCCUCCGCCAAAUCCCAUCCCUCCAGGGACGUUUUCGCGUUUCACAGCGUUGAAUGCUCGGCGUUCGCGGCCCCGGCCGUCCGUGCCAUGGGUCAAAAUGGAAGACGAAGCCACAGAGGUGCUGCUGCCGAAGUCCGGUGCCGACCGGCUAACGAGUGUGUCGUCCUUGGGUGAGUUUUCCGCGUCCAUGGGCUCGUCGUCUCCCGGAAAGUCCGUUGGAAACCAAGGAGAUCUUCCACAGAGCGAAGCAGAAACGACUGAGGAGGCAGAUCCUUCUCCUGGCGAAGGGCCGUCUACGGUGAUGGCUGGCCCUACUGCGUCCUGUUCCUCCUCCUCAUCGGCAAUGCCUUUGAAGGAAAAAGUGGAGGACGAAUCUGUAGACCGGCAGAUUGCAGCAUGCAGUGAGGGCGGAGCGCCCAAGAGCGAACAGCGACUGCGGGCGGUUGAGGACCCAGCCUUCAGCCUGAAAGUUUCUCGGGAUUGGAAGGCGGAACUUCAACAGAUCCGCGCCACAGUGGAGGAUCCGAAUACCUCCGAGGAGGAAAAGAUCCAUAUCCUACACGAGGCAUUGCAACAGCGGAUCGAUGACACCAGGGCUCAGGAGGAAGUCAAGGCUUCGGUCCAGAAGCGCAUCGAGACGCUGACGGCCGAGCGGGAACGCUGCGAUACCGAGGCGCUGAGGCUCAACGGCAUGAAGGUAAAGUUAGAGGUCUGCUGCCGAGAGCAAAAAGAACAGAUGAACUGCUUGGCGAAGGAGAACCAAAACCUGGCGGAGGAGGAACGUCAACGUCACACGGAGCUGAAGGAGAAGUUUCAGGCCGCCAUCAAAGAUGUCCAAGAGAAGAUGGACGCGGAAUUGGAGGUGCGGCAAGGCUUCCUGAAGGAGAACGAUGACCUUCGCAGCAUCUUGGCAAAAACAAAAAUUCGUGGUGCCCCUGGAGAUGUUGCCGCCUAG
Cladocopium goreaui is the source of this 3804-nucleotide messenger RNA. The record is from the annotation of a GenBank genome assembly. NCBI's taxonomy places the organism in Eukaryota, Dinophyceae, Suessiales, Symbiodiniaceae.